AACCAACUUCGCUAGCCAAGGGUGUUCAAUACGAUACUCUCCUAUUCACCCUUGGCGGAUCUCACGACAAAACCGAAGUUCCCGCUGCUACAUUUUGAUUGGAUGCGGUUAGAUUUAACCGACCAAUUAAAACGCGCGUUGUAAAUGUACACAACAAAGAUGGCGGCGCCCACGGAGACAUGUCGUGUGUGUCACAAUCAGCUGCCAGCGAAGUCGAGAAGAAUUAUAUUUGGCCCUACAUUUAAUGUUUUCGACCAGCUUAGUCAAGUGAUAGGGUAUGUUGCUCUCCAAACCGAUGGUAAAAGUAAAUAUGUAUGUGGAUUCUGUUUUACAAAAUUAAACAAAUUGUCAAAAAUCGACUUCGAUCUCGUAACAAAAUUGGAAACGCUGAAGAAUGAAAAACAGAAACUUGUUUCAGAACUCAGAGACAAAUAUCUGACAAAUAUGCCACAAACACAAACACCUAAAAGUUUAAAGCGAACUAAGCCUCUGCAGCACACUCCAACACCAAGGAAAUCAAAAAAGGCUCUGUGGACUACACCUUCACGUUCUACGCAUGCUGUACAAACAGCGCCUGCUUCGACACCUAAAACGUCAAAGCCAGCUAUAACCGGUGUGAAAGUUAAACUGUUUACACCAUCAAAGAUCAAGGUGUUGUACAGAAUCAAGGACAAGGUCAGGUCAAAAGUAUUGAGGGAAAAGGGUUCCAUCGCAAUGGUUAAAAGUAUCAUGUAUGGUAAACCAGGAGCAGCCAAGUGUGUGUAUUCAGCCCUCCAACAACCAAUCAGAAAAUGUGUUUUGAGAGACAUUCAGAAAGAAAUUUCUAAAUUAACUUCAACAUUAAAUCUGUCAUUAUUUAGAAGAAUAGACCACAAGAAUCUGACAUCAUUUUCCUUUGAAAACAUCAUCACUGAAGUAAAGAUAUGGGCACCAUUUUUUCAUAACCUUAUAUCAACCCUGGUAAAGAACUCAUCAAUUGGAGAAGCAGUAGUGUCCGCUCUUAUUCUGAAAUUCCAUAAUACACACAUGACAGCCUUCCAUCAUGUGAUCGGACAGGUACUGGACCAUUGUGGUGCCACUGAUGAGUGUAUUGCAGUGCUGAACAGACUAGGUGUGUGUGUAUCCACAUCAGCAAUGUCAAAAAUGAAGUCAAAGCUACAGGAUCACCAAAGUAAACAAAUUGAAGACUUGUUAAUCAAGGAGAAAAUUGAGUUAGAGUGCAAUGAACCUGCUCAUCAUGCUGUAGAGAAGCAGACUGACACAAGGGAGACACAAGAGGCACAGCUUGCAGUUGAGAAGGCAUCUGGUAGGAGCAAGUCUAGUGAUAUAAUAGGGGAUAACAUAGAUAUUACCAGAAGUGUGUCAAAAAUGACCAAAGAAAAACGUCGGCAGAGCUGGCACUGGUUUUUACUGGUUGGUGUUGAAAAACGCAUUUCUAAUCCUGAUCUUUCCGACAUUGCACCAGCUGACAUCAGUCUCCUAGAAAACUCCAAGUUUAUUCCAAGUUUGGAAGAAUGUCAGUCAUUGGAGGAGAGAUUUAUAUUUCAUAUCAUGAGGGUUCUGGUUAAGCAUGUAAAUCAUCUGAAGAGAUAUGAAUGCUGUGUGCCAAAGUAUCUUCAACACCCAUUUAUGAAGGAAUCUUCCCAGAAAUCUAAUUUUGUCAUAUUAGACUUGUUAGAUAAAAGUGAGAACAAAACAGAAGACAUGAUCAGUAUUUUAGAGCAUAUCCAUAACAGAUAUAUCCCACACGAUGCUGAAUCUUCUGUCAUAAAAAAGAAAGUGUUUGGUGGUGAUGUGCUAACAAAUGAGCGUGCAUACUGGGCUCAGUUAGCAAUGUUGAACAGUCCAAGUGAUUUUGAGAAACUUGCAGGAGUUGUGCAUAGGCCUGAGGGACUUCAUAGAAUGAUGAAUCUCCUUUUGGUAAUCCUGUUGAAGUCAAACCAGUUCAUUGUUCAAGUUACAAGGCAUGUUUUACAAUUUUCAAGUUAUUAGGUAGAUGUAGAUUAGAAUUCAGAAUGCCAUAUAAUUUUGAAAUAAGUUCAAUUUUCUUGCAUACUUUUUAGAAACUGUUUUGAUUCACAUACCUGGGUGUUUGAAUCUUCCCGAUUGAGAACAUGUCACAGAUGUAUCGGGUAAAUCAGCAGUUAUAAUGAAUCCUAAUCAAACAAAAUAAAAAUGGAAACAUUAAAAAAAAUCCAUACAAAUUAUUUGUUAGUUUGCCAAGUUGGUCACCCUGGGAAUAGCCAGCGUCACUUUAGGGAGGAUAUGUUCUCUGUAGUAGCUGGUUGCUACCUCACUGAACAACAUACAGGAAGCCUUUCUCUGUCUCAAUUACCCUUUUUCAGAAAAAUGUCUUGAUGAAAUUCUAAAUAUCUCUUAUUUUGUAAACAAAUGCUGAAAACUUACCAAAUGAAUCUUGUAUGAAAAUGAUAUCAUAAUAAAUAGGGUUACAAUUCACCUUUAGAGAAGAUCUCUCCAUAAUUUUUCCAGGGAUUAAAUGAACACCCUUGUGAUGUUGAUCUCUUUAUUGACUUUAACAAUCUGUGUUUGCAUUAAGUUUUAUUUUUUACUGCAUGCAAGUUCAU
Messenger RNA from Pecten maximus, 2585 nucleotides. RefSeq lists its product as uncharacterized. Lineage: Eukaryota; Metazoa; Mollusca; Bivalvia; Pectinida; Pectinidae. The record is from RefSeq and is a predicted model, not a curated record. The transcript is spliced from 4 exons. Bases 145 to 1992 code for a protein of 615 amino acids.